Akanthomyces muscarius is the source of this 2094-nucleotide messenger RNA. RefSeq lists its product as uncharacterized. Gene Ontology annotation, cellular component: cytoplasm; CCR4-NOT complex; nucleus. The transcript is spliced from 2 exons. The record is from RefSeq and is a predicted model, not a curated record. Lineage: Eukaryota; Fungi; Ascomycota; Sordariomycetes; Hypocreales; Cordycipitaceae. Gene Ontology annotation, biological process: nuclear-transcribed mRNA poly(A) tail shortening. The coding region runs from base 1 to 2094 and encodes 697 amino acids. Gene Ontology annotation, molecular function: poly(A)-specific ribonuclease activity; protein binding.
AUGUACUCGCAGAAUCAUCAGCAGGGCCAUAGCGCCCGGCUGAAUGGUGCUGGCAGAGGAUUGCCCGGCAUGCUUUACAACUACCAGCAUGCGCAGCACCAACAUCCCUCACAGGCUCAGCACCAUCAAGGCAUGCAACAUGAACACGGCCUGCCAAGCUCCAACGGCCUCGGACAUCACUCCUCCUUUCCUUCCGGUCUUCUCUCCUCGGCUCAGUUCAGCUCUGGCUUACAGAAUGGACACUCUUCCGCCUCCCGCGCAGGGCCUGUACCGCAGAACGAAAUGUGGGCGGAGCAGCUGCGGUUGCAUAAGGAGUCUGAACGCGCUCACUCUGCCAUGACGGACCAGCAACAACCCCAUUACUACGCACGACUAAAAGCGUCCGAGAACAAGGGGAUAGGUGGCCCGCCACCGUCCAGUGGUCAAGCCGAAGCCGACUGCGACGAUGCGGAUAGACGCCGACCGUGGGAUGCCAGCAGAGAGAUGAACCGACAGGAUUGGCACAACAUGGACAUGAGCGGCCAAGGCCUCCGCAACCUCGCUCCAGCGCUGUUCCGCUACCAAUUCUUGGGAGAGCUCUAUAUCGCCUCAAACAAGCUCUCCAGACUACCGAAACAAAUAGGUGACCUUCGCCAACUGAAGCACUUGGACGUUUCUUACAACCAGUUGACCGAGAUUCCACCGGAGCUCGGCAUGUGCACAUUUCUGAAGCAGCUGUUGCUAUUCAACAACAACAUCCAAGAACUGCCGUACGAAUUGGGCUCCCUACACAUGCUGGAUGUGCUGGGAAUUGAGGGCAACCCACUAGAGUCCAGUGUCAAGUCGGAGAUCAUGGAGAAGGGCACAAGGAGCCUAAUUACUGCCUUCAGAGAAAACGCACCAGUACCCCCCGAACCCGAGCCUCGCAAGUCAAUCGUUCUUCAAGAGGACGUUUCGCCAAAUCUCGAGAGAGUCAAAGUUUUCUCUUGGAACAUUCUUUGUGAAAAGUAUGCCACGGCUCAGCUCUAUGGCUAUACACCGACCAGGGCACUGAAAUGGGAGUACCGGCUCGAGUGCAUUUUGAAGGAAAUACGCUACCGUGAUGCCGACUUUGUGACUCUGCAAGAAGUAUCUGGGGAAGCGUAUAGAGAUGAGCUGGCCCCCAAACUGAUCAAAGACGGCUAUCGAGGUAUAUACUGGCCCAAAACACGCGUGAGGACCAUGCCCGAGAAGGAUGCCCUGCAGGUCGAUGGAUGCGCCAUCUUUUUCAAGCAGAGCAAGUGGUUUAUGAUUGCCAAGGAGUGUAUCGAGUUUAACUCGAUCGCCAUCAACCGCGCCGACAUGAAUAAGGAGCACGAUGUCUUCAACCGAGUCAUGCCCAAAGACAAUAUUGCCAUUGUUGCGUUCUUCGAAUCUCGCGAGACAGGAGCCCGGAUCAUUGUUUCAAAUGUCCAUCUCACGUGGGAAACAACCUUGGCCGAUGUCAAGGCUAUCCAGACUGCUAUAUUGAUGGAGCAAAUUACCAAGUUGGCAGAGCUUUGGGCGAAACUGGGACCAGCCCAGGAGAAGGACAAGAGGUUGAUUGUUGCGCCUGGCGAGGAGAGUAAACCACCUCCUCCCAAGUCGGUCCCCAGCCAGGAAUACCGCUGCAAUACCGAGCUUCCUCUCAUUGUAUGCGGCGAUUUCAACUCGACAGAAGACUCGUCUGUCUUUGAGAUCAUGUCCAAGGGCCGCGUGGCUCCUGAUCACCCAGAGUUGAUCGACCACCAAUACGGAAGCUUCACUCGCGACGGUAUCGAACAUCCUUUCAGCCUGCGAGAUGCAUACGGCGCUACGAAAGGAACUGCCGACGAGAUGCCAUUCACGAACUAUACACCUGGUUUCACCGGCGUCAUCGAUUACAUCUGGUACUCGAACAACGCUCUGGAGGCUGUCGAAGUUCUCGGUGCUAUGGACAACGCGGAUCUUAAGCGGAUCCCGGCAUUUCCCAACUGGUGGUUCCCCGCUGACCAUAUUCAAAUUAUGGCCGAAUUCGCCUUCAAGGCCCGCAAGGAGAAGAAGCAGAGCAUACAGGAUCGUGAGCACAGCCUCAGCGGCAGCUCACGGCGCGGUUGA